CUGACAUUGACAUAUUGUCAAUGAAUUCGUGGCGUAGAAGUUUUAUUUCCAUGGUUUGUUGAUGUAAAGUGUCGACUAAUAUCCGUGCAUAGUUUUCAUAAAAUUUACAAUAAGCAUUAACAAUGGGUAUAUCAGUGAGUCGAUAUUCUGAUAUAUCUAACAAUGAGGUGGUCACCAGGUUUUGUUCUACAGAAGCUAUUUGUCCAAAUGAUCCAUUUUGGAAUCAACUUUUGGCAUUCAAUAUACAGUUGCCGACUAAUGCAGACGAACAGCUGAUAUUCGAUUCAAGCACAGAGGCGUUGCUACAGAAGUUCCUGCAGAACAAUCCACAGACAGGCAACUUGGGUUCCUUAGUGCAAGUGUUCAUCACGAGAGCUACUGAGUUACUCGCCGCACCAAAUACUGAUAAUGUUAUGUUAGCGUGGCAAAGUUACAACGCAAUAUUCUUCAUCAGAGCGGUAACUAAAUAUCUAGUGGAGAUGGUUCCGGAAUAUGAAUUGUGUAAACAUUUGGACGUACAGGCAAAGGUUGUAACGGCUCCACAACAGGAUCCAAACCUAGAACCUGGUACAUUGGAGCCCACCAAAAUAGUUACUGGUGAGAGCCGAGUCGAAAUGCUGAUAGACGCGCUGAUUAGUCUUAUCAUCGACGUACCGAUUACCGACAACACAUACCACCUGCAUCUAGAAUGUAUCAACACACUGCUGGUACUUAUGUCUGUCUAUAUGUUUGCUGGUGUGCAUGGAACCACUAGAAUGGUGGAAACCUCUCUCAUAUAUAGAACGCUAUUCCAAGGGAGAUAUAGUAUGCACGCACCAUUGCUGGUGAAAACUUUGUUAAAUAAUCUAUCAAAUAUGGCGGCCGCGCCGCCGCAGUUCGGUUCCCAAGGGCCUGGCAGUAUGCUGAUAAAUAUCGCUUCAUCUCUAUGGAGCAUGCUGUCCCUCAGCACGGCGACCCCGCCGACCAUAUACAGCGCGCCGCCGGUUCACCGCCGCGAGCUGGCCGAGCGGCUCGCGCGGGAGCACCCGCUGGCCAACCAGUCGUGCCUGCUGCUGCUGGCGCUGGCCAACCACUCGAUAGACGAUGAUAAUCUGUAUAGGUGCGCGUUGCUCAAGUGUGAGGACGCAGCCGAAACAUCAUCGACCACACCGCACAAGGAUGCCAGCCUCCCGGGACAGAUCACGCCGCCACGGAUAGAUAUGGCAGCUCUGCACAAGGCGCUAUGUGCGACAGCCGGCUGCGAGCAUUCUACGCUGCUGCUGUACCUGAUGCUGCACUCGUGCAAAGCGUACAAACGUCACGUCGCCAACGUACCGCAUAUUGAGAAUUUGAUAGUGCCAAUACUGCAGGUGCUGUACAACGCGCCGGAUAGCAACUCCCACCACAUAUACAUGUCCCUCAUUGUUCUGCUCAUAUUGACCGAGGACGAACAUCUCAUCAGGAGUGUACAUCAAAUUAUGCUAAAAAACCUCACGUGGUACGGCGAGAGGUCAAUAUCGGAGAUAUCUCUCGGCGGUUUGAUGGUGCUGGUGGUCGUUCGCGCGCUGCAGUACAACAUGGCGCGCGUCAGGGACAAGUACCUGCACACCAACUGCUUGGCGGCCAUCGCCAAUAUGAGCUGCGAGUUCCGAAAUCUUCAUCCGUACGUGGCGCAGCGGUUAAUAUCGUUGUUUGAGACACUGACAAAACGGAGAGCGAGACUGUGCAGCGAGAUUGAAGGUGGUGAUAUUAAUAGUAUAGAACUGCCGCAUCAUGCGGAAGAGAAGACUGAGGAGAUCAUGGAGCACAUAGCGGUGUUGGACGAGGUGUUGCGCAUGCUGCUCGAGAUAAUGAACUCGUGCCUCACGCACCAGCUGGCGAACAACCUGAACCUGGUGUACGCGCUGCUGCACAAGAAGCAGCUGUUCCACCAGCACUCGCACCACAGCAUCGCGCAGAACGUCGAGAUGGUAAUAGGAUAUUUCUCGACGCGCCUACAAAGGGUGCAGGAAGGAGCUGGAGGGGAGUUAGGUGUCACAGAAGUGUUACAGUGCAUAAAGAAAGGGGCCGAACAAUGGUCUAGUGAUAGACUUAAGAAAUUCCCCGACCUCAAGUUCCGCUACGUGGAAGAGGAGAGGCCCGAGGAGUUCUUCACGCCCUACGUGUGGUCGCUCAUAAGCUCCUGCGGGAAUAUAUACUGGGCGAGUGAGUGCGCGGCAAGGGCUUCCACCGAACUGCUCGCGUAGACACGCGACACGGGUAUUUAUGUAAGGGGGGGGGGACUUAGCGAAUUUUGUGGCUACCCGCAAUUUUUGUUGCCUUCAGGUCGGUUCUGGCGGGAGAAAGGGGGUAUUUAGUAAAUUUUAUUAGUACCCGCAAAAAAAUUUGGGAGUCUACCAUACCGGAUAUUACAGAAAUUGUAUGUAUAGAUGUGUAAUAGGCGAAUAUUGUAAUUUGUAACAACCCGCGUAAUAUAUGUAGUGGAUUCUAUAUCAUUUUUAGAUUCGUACGACGUUUGUGGUAGUAUAGACGGUAUAACCUAUACGAAUGCAGUGUCUGAGGAAAGCUGUAACUACCCACAUGAUUUUGCAUUCAGCUUUUUUUUGUUGUUAGUGUUAUGAUUCUUGUCAUUCUUCUAUCGUAUUAUUCCGGUACAGCCACUAAGUAUGGAUUUGUAUGAGAAAUGAUGUAACUACCCUCAUAACAUUGCAGUAAGGAUUUACGUAUGUGUAGCCACUUUGUGAAUUCACACACCUAUGAAAUGUGUGAUAGACGAAUUUCUUAUCUACCCUCGUGAUGUUAAUGUCGUCAACAUCUUUC
Zerene cesonia (dogface butterfly) is the source of this 2799-nucleotide messenger RNA. RefSeq names its product dymeclin. Gene Ontology annotation, cellular component: Golgi apparatus. The transcript has 17 exons. The coding region runs from base 123 to 2225 and encodes 700 amino acids. The record is from RefSeq and is a predicted model, not a curated record. Gene Ontology annotation, biological process: Golgi organization. Lineage: Eukaryota; Metazoa; Arthropoda; Insecta; Lepidoptera; Pieridae.